CAGACAGGCUCAGAUAGAAGGAAGGGGUAGGAAAGAUAGUCAGUGUUUAGCGAAGAGAAAAGGUUAGCAAAAAAAUCCGUCUCCAUCCUUUCCCAAACGAAAGGGAAUGCCACCCAAAAGGACAAGAACAGAAUCUACACAUUUUAAGCUUUCUGGAAAAACUCGUAUUGUGAUGUUUUAAAAAACGGGAAGGUUGAAAAGGGAUGGUGAAAUUUGGUUUGUGAGAGAAGACAACAAUAUUAAACAUAGGGAGACGGGGGGGAAAGCAGAAAGAGGGAAUAUUUCGAAAUAAUACGAUUUCAGUAGUUUAAAAGGUUGACUUAGAAAGUACUCUGUGAUUUGUUGUAUUACUAUUACUUGUAUUAUUUGCAAAUAUUAAAUAAAAGCCAUGGAACUGAGAGUUGGAAACAGAUACAGACUGGGGAGGAAAAUUGGAAGUGGUUCAUUCGGGGAUAUUUAUUUGGGAAAACAAGCUACCGAAGGUACUAGCAGUGGCAGCAUAAAAGGUGCAGAUAUUGCUGCUGGAGAAGAAGUGGCAAUUAAACUAGAAUGUGUGAAAACCAAACACCCACAGCUCCACAUAGAGAGCAAGAUCUACAAAAUGAUGCAGGGAGGAGUUGGUAUUCCCACAAUUAAAUGGUGUGGAGCAGAAGGUGAUUACAAUGUCAUGGUGAUGGAGCUUCUGGGACCAAGUCUUGAGGACCUCUUCAACUUCUGCUCAAGAAAAUUCAGCCUAAAGACUGUGUUGCUGCUGGCUGAUCAGAUGAUAAGCCGCAUUGAGUAUAUCCACUCGAAGAACUUCAUCCACAGAGAUGUGAAGCCUGACAACUUCCUAAUGGGACUGGGGAAGAAGGGGAACCUCGUUUAUAUCAUCGACUUCGGCCUUGCCAAGAAAUACCGGGACGCACGCACACACCAACACAUCCCCUACCGUGAGAACAAGAACCUGACCGGCACAGCCCGCUACGCUUCCAUCAACACACAUCUGGGAAUCGAACAAUCACGCCGUGAUGACUUGGAGUCCCUGGGCUACGUGCUGAUGUAUUUCAACCUGGGCUCUCUGCCCUGGCAGGGCCUCAAAGCAGCCACCAAGAGGCAAAAAUAUGAACGAAUCAGUGAGAAGAAAAUGUCAACCCCCAUUGAAGUCCUCUGCAAGGGCUACCCAUCUGAGUUUGCAACAUACCUGAAUUUCUGCCGAUCUCUUCGUUUUGAUGACAAGCCAGAUUAUUCAUACCUGCGACAACUCUUCAGGAAUCUCUUCCACAGACAAGGGUUUUCCUACGACUACGUGUUCGACUGGAACAUGCUUAAAUUUGGUGCCAACAGAGCUGCUGAAGAUGCAGAGCGAGAGAGGAGGGAGCGAGAGGAGAGAAUGAGGCACACACGGAAUCCAGGCACUAGGGUGCUGCCACCCACAACAGCUGGAAGGCCAAGGGGAACCCAGGAUGUCGCACCGCCCACUCCCUUGACUCCCACCUCUCACACUGCAAAUACGUCCCCCCGCCCUGUAUCGGGAAUGGAGCGCGAGAGGAAAGUCAGUAUGAGAUUGCACCGCGGUGCACCAGUCAACAUCUCCUCCUCUGACCUCACGGGGAGGCAGGACACCUCACGCAUGUCAACGUCACAGAAUAGCAUUCCCUUCGAACAGCACGGCAAGUAGCUGCUCGCCACGUUCUUGUUUGAAGGCAGCACUGGAUCCUAUCUCGAGUGGCCCCCAGCGGUCUCCAGUCUGCUGUACACCGAUGAAAGAAAGCUAUUUGCCUUGGAGGGCAAAUAAUGCAUGGCUGAUCAAUACUUGUACUAUUCCAACAGCUUCAUGACGCAAAAAAUAAAUAAACCCCAAAAUGAACAAAUAAAAAAGGAGCUAAUGAUGCCUUUUAAAGAAACAAAACUUUCAAGUUAAAACAAAAAAAAACCGCAUACAAAACAGGAACAGAACAUUUUUCUGCAGCCCCCGCCUUUGCCAAGCAGAUGUUGCAAGAAAAGCCACCUGCUAUGAGCAGCAUUGAGCAGCAGCAGAAGUGGGCUUUGAGAGACGAUUUACCAAGCGGACCGGCUAUCAUUGCCAUGUUUGUUCUCCCUCCUCUGUUGGCAAAGUAAUGAUUUUAUUAUCUUGCUGUGUAAUGAUAGACAUUAACUCUCUUUUAAAAUGUGUUUUUUGUAUUGUUAAGCUAAAUUAACAGACUCCAGUCUGUCUAGGUGGGUAGUAUGUCGGUGUAUUGCUUUUAUUGUCUGAUUAUACAAAAAAAAAAUUAAACUUUUCAACUUAAGACUUGAAAUUGCUCAUAAGGCUCACAGGAAAUGUUUCAUGUGAAAUUUAAAAAUAAUUUUAUUAAACUUCACUUUUUUUUUGUAUGGAUCUUUUUAUGCUUGUUAUGGCCUAUGUUCAUUUUCCUAUUUGACUAAGGAUUUCAAGACAUUUCUUGCUAGAUAGUUUUAUUUAUAGAACCAUUUAAGUUUUUCUUCCACAUGCAAAUACUUUUGACACUGACAAUUCUGAGUAGUGUGCAAUAGUGUUCUCUGAAUUGCCUAGUGAUGCCAGUGGCAUCUAACAUCCUUAAACACCUUUUAAAGCCAAUGACAAUGUAGAAAGAGGAACUGGGUUGCAUUUUAAAUGGGUAUCAUUUUUUUAACACAAUUUCUGUCUUUUAAUAUUUAGGAAUAGUCUUUUUGGUGGAUUUCCUGGUUUUGGUGUAUGACUUCCACAUUGAAGCUGUAUGUACUUUGUUGGUAUCUGUCGCAGUCCCAUAAUGUUUGUUGAAACGCUACACCAUUUCAAAGCUGUGAAAUAAUAAAACCUGUAAUAGAAGUGUAGAUGUAGCCAUUUGCUGUCCUGUGAAUCUUGCUAAAUUCUGUCAUUUUAACCUGAGAGCUGUCAAGCCUUCUUUAAUAGACUGCAGGGACGUGAUGGUAUAGUAGGGCUUUAGUGUUAAUGCCUCUUGAUUUAGCAGUUCUUGGGCACUAUUAUUAUUUUUGCCAAGACUCAAAGGAGCUGUUUUUAUAAAAGUGAAGGACCUCUCCCUUAUAAACCAACCUUACCAAGGGAUCAGACAAAAAGGGCCAGCGCCUCGCACUAAACAAAUUCCUAUUCUAUAACUCUGUUCUUUAAAUCCGUGAACUGAUCUUACUUUUUUAAUAUACAUUUCAAAUGGUACCAAUAACAUUGAUUUUGGUUUGUAAAAAAUAGGAUAAUCAGACUUCAUGACAUUUAAUAGCUAUUGCUAAUGUGUCCUUAGCUGUAUCAUAAUACUGUGUACAGUCUAGCUAUUUCUGCCUUAAGAAAAAAAAAUGUAUCGCUGUUGGAAUGCAAAAUGUUAACUGAGGCAUGUGCACUAAAACCUAUGCUAUAUACCUGAAUUUCUAAGAUAUCUGCAUUAACAUUACUAGAAGGGAGAUGAGCUGUUCUGUGGGACUUUUCAUUUGUAAUUAUACAGUCCACAUUAUAGAACUUUACCCCCUUAUCCAUAACUAUUACCUUGAACUGUUUGAAUUUUGAGUUAACCUUGUGUCUGAAUCAUUGUUUCCUUCUGACAGUUUGUCAUUCCCUUCAUUAUGGCCACAUCAACUUUCCACAUUAGCAAGUCUGUAGGAUCCUGUGUAUUGGUAAUCUAUUAGCCCUGUAAGAUUUUAUUUUUUUUUGUUUCAUUUGUAUUGCCACUGUAUUUGUGUACUUUAAAAUUGUGUAAAUAAAUUACCUGUAAAGGCU
Polyodon spathula (Mississippi paddlefish) is the source of this 3706-nucleotide messenger RNA. Its product is annotated as casein kinase I. Gene Ontology annotation, molecular function: ATP binding; protein serine/threonine kinase activity. NCBI's taxonomy places the organism in Eukaryota, Metazoa, Chordata, Actinopteri, Acipenseriformes, Polyodontidae. The coding region runs from base 389 to 1660 and encodes 423 amino acids. Gene Ontology annotation, cellular component: nucleus; cytoplasm; spindle microtubule. The transcript has 11 exons. The record is from RefSeq and is a predicted model, not a curated record. Gene Ontology annotation, biological process: spindle assembly; positive regulation of proteasomal ubiquitin-dependent protein catabolic process; positive regulation of canonical Wnt signaling pathway.